Molecule: messenger RNA, 372 nt
Organism: Babesia bovis T2Bo
Lineage: Eukaryota; Apicomplexa; Aconoidasida; Piroplasmida; Babesiidae
Source: the annotation of a RefSeq genome assembly
AUGAUAACAAUAAACCAACUAAUUGAUAAGGGUAGAGUAAAAAAAAUAAAAAAAACACCAAGUAGAGCGCUUAAUAAAAACCCACAGAAAAAGUGCAAAUGCAACGCUUUUAUAGUAAUGUCCCCUAAAAAACCUAACUCUGCUGUUAGAAAAGUUAUUAAAACAACUCUAAAUAAAAAAACUGUAUUAGCGUAUGUUCCUGGUGAAAAUGUUAUAAUACCUAAAAAUAGCAGGGUACUUAUAAAAGGAGGAAAUGUUCCAGAUUUGCCUGGAGUUAAAUAUAAAGUUAUACUAGGUGUUUUAGACGUUAAAAGAGCUCGUCGUGCAACUAAAAGGUCUAAAUACGGGGUAAAACGUAUUACAAUAAAAUAA